This is a messenger RNA of Protopterus annectens (West African lungfish), 5154 nucleotides long. RefSeq names its product SUN domain containing ossification factor (gene SUCO). The record is from RefSeq and is a predicted model, not a curated record. The transcript has 19 exons. NCBI's taxonomy places the organism in Eukaryota, Metazoa, Chordata, Ceratodontiformes, Protopteridae. Gene Ontology annotation, biological process: regulation of bone remodeling; protein folding in endoplasmic reticulum. The coding region runs from base 1 to 3288 and encodes 1095 amino acids. Gene Ontology annotation, cellular component: membrane; cytoplasm.
AUGGAUAUGGAGGUGGCGGAUCCACAGAGUAUAUCGCACUUGGCUAAAUCUCUGGGUGUACUAGACACCACAGUUGCAAACCUCACCCAUGUUGUGGAAAAAUUACAACAGACUGACUCUAGAGCACCCGGUGAACAGGCUUGCUACAAUGGAACUGGUAUGGGUGUGUUUGGUAGCAGGAGCUGCUUAACUGUUUUAAUCAAGGACAAUAACAGAAAAACGACAGAGUUAGUCGACCAGAUAAAAAUUAUUGACAACGUGCACAAAGAUUUAUUGUUUGAAUCCCAAAGAAUGGAUUAUUUUAAAAUAUUUAACAGAAUUGAUUGCACUGUGAAUGAUAUUAAAGAUGGUAAGAAUCGUAAACUGGCAAGGGAUGAAAGUCAGUCUUUGCACCCUUCAUCAAGUGGUGGACCCCAUGUUGUCAAGAAAGUGCAAAAAAACAGAAAUAACUAUGCGUCAGUGGAAUGUGGAGCAAAGAUUCUGUCUGCAAACCCUGAAGCAAAGAGCACAUCAGCCAUUCUGAUUGAAAAUAUGGACCUGUAUAUGCUGAAUCCAUGCAGUGCCAAAAUCUGGUUUGUAAUUGAGCUCUGUGAGCCCAUACAGGUUAAACAGCUCGACGUAGCCAACUAUGAAUUGUUCUCUUCAACUCCCAAGGAUUUCCUUGUUUCUAUCAGUGACCGUUAUCCAACCAACAAGUGGAUUAAGCUGGGUACAUUUCAUGCCAGAGAUGAGAGAACAGUGCAGAGCUUUCCUUUAGAUGAGCAGAUGUAUGCAAAAUAUGUCAAGAUGUUCAGCAAGUACCUCAAGGUGGAGCUAAUAUCCCAUUUCGGAGCGGAGCAUUUUUGCCCCUUGAGUCUCGUAAGGGUGUUUGGUACAAGCAUGGUGGAAGAAUACGAGGAAAUUGCAGAUUCUCAGUAUCAUACUGAACGGCAAGAUCUUUUCGAUGAAGAUUAUGACUACCCAUUUGAUUAUGCUGGUGGUGAAGAUAAGAAUUCUAAGAAUCUGCUUGGUUCUGCCACAAAUGCCAUUUUGAACAUGGUGAACAUUGCCGCUAACAUCCUGGGAGGAAACAACGAUGGGAAGGAAGCAUCCGGCGCACAAGUUAAUGGCAGUUUUCCAACUCUGAAUAUCACCGAUACAACAGAGCUCCCAACACCAUCACCUCUUCCUGCCCCAUCGCUGCAGAGUGUAGAAGCAACACUGCCAAGUGCACCUCCAUUUGCUUUACCAACUGCAUCUUCUGUUCCUGCUGAAGCUCCAAUUGUCCAGUUAGUAGAAGAUGAAGAGGAGGACAGCAGUGUGCUUUCAACAGUGACAUUAAUAGAUCAGGAGGAAGAGGAUGAGAAAUCUGCGUUGCAUUACACAGAAAGCCAAAUAUACUGUAAUGAAAUGAGCAUUUCUUGUGUAGCCAGCUUUUUGGAGUAUGUGUACAAGUGGUGCUCCGCUGAAGAGGCCUUCCACCGGCAGUGGAGUAAAACUAUAGCAAAUAUAAAACACCAACUAACUUUGGUCACUGUACAGCCACCUCUUCCAGAGUUGGAACAGACUGUCUCCAUCAGAAUCUCCCAAGAAGACAUUCUGCCUGCUGUUACAGAAUCCUUCCUGGAUGAGAAGGUCCCUGAUGCAUCAAGUGACAUUCAGUCAGCUGAGCUGCCAGACACUGUGAAAAACCAGUCAGCUGAGCUCCUUGAGUUGGAACCGAGCCAGACAUCACAAGUAUGCCAAUCUGCUGUACUUGAUACCACCUCCACAGCUGCAUUACCUGAAGCUACCAGCAAACUGAUAGAAGAGAGCCUUGUUGACACUGCCGAACUAGAGACUUCUAUGGACACGUACAGUGAGGCUGCACAGGGCAGUGCUACUGUUGUUGUAGAGGAGGGUUCUGAACUUCUGGAGACUGUCACAAGAAGUGAAACAGUGAUUGCAUCCAAGGGUCCCAUUGCUUUGCAGACAGCAGAUAAGGUCAAGGACUUUGUGACGUUAGUUGAGUUGGCAAGUACUGUAUCCAGUGGAGAGGCUGUUGAAAAAGACAAGGCUGUACUGGAACUGCAGGAGCCCGAGACACAGACACAGCCGAUGGAUACUUUGAUCCAAUCACUUGUAGUGGAGCUGCAGGAAGAGGAGGAGCAAGCAGCUGAUGAGCUCGCUAGUGUAUUGCAGAGGACAGCCACAGACUUUUACGCUGAAUCCCAAAAUGCAUCCGAACUAGUGAACUCUAAUGGGAACCAAGUGCAUGGCUCCAAUCAGAAGGAGUCUGUAUUUAUGAGGUUAAAUAACCGCAUCAAAGCUCUUGAAAUGAACAUGUCUCUUAGUAGCCGCUAUCUGGAAGAACUAAGUCAGAGAUACAGAAAACAGAUGGAAGAAAUGCAAAAGGCAUUUAACAAGACUAUUAUAAAACUUCAAAAUACCUCAAGAAUUGCAGAGGAGCAGGAUCAGCGGCAAACAGAGGCUAUUCAGCUUCUGCAGGAGCAGUUAGCGAACAUGUCUGAACUUGUGACGAGCUUGUCCGCAACUGUAGUUAAGUUGCAGCAAGAGGUUUCUGAUCGACAGGCUUACUUUGCAGUUUCACUAGUGCUUUGUGUGAUCCUGGGGUUAAUGCUGUGCAUACUACGCUGCAAAAGUGUGACCCAGUCACAAGAUCCAGAAACAAAAAUUCCAAAAAGCAAUCACUACCCAAGCCCUAAAAGGUGCUUCUCUUCAUAUGAUGAUAUGAAUCUUAAAAGGCGAACAUCCUACCCAAUGAUGCGCUCAAAAUCUUGCCAGUUCCACACUGCAGAUGUGGGUCCUGAUGAUUUAUUCAUUGUUGAACCAUUGAAGUUCUCACCUGGAAAAAAGAAGAAACGUUGCAAAAUGAAAAGUGAAAAGAUUGAAACCUUGAAACCAGUAAACCCUGUACAGCCUGUGCAGCCCGUGGUGAAUGGCAGUGUGAACUCAUGUCCGCCUUUUACAGGCCAGAAAGACUUCUCAAAGGCUGGCGAUGUUUUCACAUCUUCUUGUAAGGGUCCACCUUCUGAAGGAAGCUCUGAGACUUCUUCCCAGUCUGAAGAAUCCUACUUUUGUGGCAUUUCUAGUUGCUCUGCUCUUUGUAACGGGCAACAACAAAAGACAAAAGCAGAGAAAAGAGCACUUAAAAGAAGACGGUCAAAGCCGUCGGAGCAGGGAAAAUUUAUAAAAACCUUAAUACACACAAACUCGGGGUCCAUGGCAAGUCUGCACAACAUCUUAAAAGGCAGUAAGGACAUCAGAGUUGGAACAUUUGGUGUUGCUGCAGUUUCGGAGCAUGACUAGAAGGAAACAAAAAUCUGGUGGACAAAUAUGUUUUUGGAGUAUUCCAUGACAGUGCAAUUUGGUAGUAGGUUCACAACUGUGAACACUGAGAAGAUAUUGCAGAAGAGGUAUUUGGUAUUUAUUAUGGGAUGGCCUUUUCACUUGGGUCACUCUUCACAGGUCUUAAUUGGAGACCUUCCACAAAAUGACACAUUGACUUUGAUAGUUUCAAAUGUUUUUGCAGUGCAAUUGAGACAGAUGACUCGUUUUAAUUUGUGGCCAGAACAGGGGUAAAAGCACAUUCCUUUUUCCUUCAGCUUUGUCCCUUGGACUUGAGCCUUUCAAUGUUUAUGUGCCUUUGUCUAUUUAAAACUCCACUGAAACAGGAAAAGGACUGUAAUUUCUAUUUGAGUUCAGCUGCUUUUCUACUUUUUCCCUUUGGCAGAAAACACUACAAUGCUGUAAAGGUGAAUAACUUAAUUAGGGAAAUGUUUCAAAUGAAAGUAUGUGUGUUAACACAUAAUUAGGCUUUGUUUUAAACUGUCCAGGAAAAGACUGCAAAGAUUAAAAGCAUUGCCUUACGAGUCAGUGCGAGUUUACUGAGCCACUACCACUUAAGAUUCUUUGUAAAAUGUUUGAUACUAGAAAAAUGGUAGUGUAACUUAAAACCCUAAACAUAUGGGAGGGGGUGCAGUCAGUUUUCUUUAAAUUCUGUAGCAGGUAGUGAGGAAUUAACAUUCCCAUUUUUUUUAGUGUAGUAACUGGCCUAGUGGAACUGUAUUAGCAUUUCAGAUUACUUUAUUUUUCAAGAUUGCAUAAUUUUUGGGUGCAGGCUACCAACUUUGCAUAGGCAGGAUGAAGCCCGGGCAUUACUUACCAGACUAAGUCACCCUGUGCAUCAGCGUGAAUUGUGACCCAGACGGGACACAUUCCCAGCAUGCUGCUAUUUAUUCUUUUAGGAACCCAUUUCUUUGUAGUUUGCCCUUCUUUGAACACACGUGGGAGAGACUGAUAUGUUGGAAUUAAAGAUUUGCAGAUUCGUGCAUGCUUUUGCCUUGCAUGCUAAUAUUUUUUUUAAAUGUAUUGGCUUACUUCCUUUAUUGUAUAGCCAAACAGUGCCCUUUACCUCCAAAGCUCACCCCAAGAAGUUACUUGCAGUUCCAGAUGAUUUUUAAGAAAUAUUUUCUCCUGUGUACUGUUAGAGAAAUAUCUUUGAAUUUGUUGUAAUGUGCUGAAAAUACGCAGUAAAGUUUCUGUCUUUUCUGAGUGACUUGGGAAGAAAGGAUGUCUAGCGGCUGAAGUUGCAAACGCAGGUUGGUCCCAAUUCAGUUACUGACCUUUAGGUAACACACAUCUGAGUUUGUGCGAGUGUGUUUGUGAGUGUGGGUAGCGAAACAGUAGGUUUCAUCUUGUACUGCGCUAAUCAUUUAAGUGUUUUGAAACAAGUGUUGAAAGACCAUAGUGAUAAAGUUGUAUGAAUGUGCUGUGACUGUGCAACAUGCAUUUGUUUUUGAUGAUAACAUUUAUCAGAUUGUCAGGAAAUGUAAGUUAUAACUCGCUGUGCACAUUUAAGGAUACAUUUUUACAGUCUGAAUGACUUUAUCUGUUUGUUAUGUAGCAUAUUUUUUGUGACUUUUCUGUAUAAUUUUCUGUCUUGAAUUGCUAAUGUGUCUCCCCAGCAGACUGUAAAUUGGCCAGUUACUUGAUGGUACGUUCCCUGACCCCUACAGUGAGCCACGUUCCAGAGCACAAAUUUAUUUGUACUUGAUCUUUUAAGUGCAGUGAACAUCUGCACAGAGCAAAAGCUAAGUAAGGUAACAAAGUGUAGCAUUGUUAGAUACUGUGAAUUUCCAAAUAAAUCUCAACACUUUACCAUCUUUUACUAAA